UGUGAAUAUUUGUAUGCAUGACAUAUAUGUAAUUUAUUAUUAUCAUCCCAAUAUGUUGCAUCAAGUCUUUCCAUCAAUUGCUUGUUUUUACCAGAACAAACAAAAAAGGCCUGCUACCUAAUUUUAAUGCUGUUUCCGAUGUUGUAAUCAACGGUGUUAUUCAUUCUUGUUUCACUUAUUUAUUUUUCAUCAUUGGCCUGAUAAUCACAGCUUCUGGUCACCCACCUCCUGAUCUCAAGCGAUUUCCAUUUUACAAGAAAGCAAACCUUCAAUACUUUUUCUUCCUUCUUUGCUAUCAUGGUGGUGGUCAUAUUCUUCUUUCUACUAGUAUUUCUCCCUCCCACAACUUCUCUGUCGUUCAACUAUUCCAGCUUUGAGCCUGAUACUUAUGAAAUACGGUGUGAAGGUAAUGCUACGAUUGUAGACUCUGUCAUCCAACUCACACCAAACCAGGGUCAAACUACAGGCCAUGCCACACAUGUUGAACCUAUGCAUCUAUGGGACAAGGCUUCAGGCAGUCUCGCAGAUUUUACUACCCACUUCACCUUCUCCAUCAACGCCUUAAAUAAUGACAAGCACGGUGAUGGUCUCGCUCUCUUCAUUGCCCCACUCACUUACCAUAUGCCGGCGAUGAUAGGAGAUGGUGCUGGAAUUGGUCUUGCAAGUGCGGAUAAGAAAAUCAACUCAUCGGAUAAUCCAUUUGUGGCUGUGGAGUUUGAUACUUUUCACAACCUGUGGGAUCAAGAAAACGAUCAUGUAGGUAUUGACAUCAACUCUUUGAGGUCUAGUAGAAGUGUGACAUGGUAUAGUAGUCCAAUGGACGGAAAAUUAAUGGAAGCUAGGGUAACUUACAAUGGUACUGCAAAAAAUUUGGGAGUUCUCUUCACAGGAAUUAUUGAUAACGUGACAAUCCAACAGGAGCUUUAUUAUGAUGCUGAUUUGAGGGAUUACUUACCAGAAUGGGUUAGCGUUGGAUUCUCGGCUGCAACCGGAGCUGACUCUGAGUUUCAUACAAUUCACUCGUGGAAUCUCAGUUCAAAUUUGCAAAUCGAUACAACUUCUCCUUCACCAGUCCUACCCAUUAUUCCUCCAAAAUCUGAUAAAUGGCUCAUAGCAAAAAUCGUUAGUGCUGUUUUAUUUACUGUUUUUGUGGCUUUAGUAUUUCUGUGCAUUUGGAAGAAAAGGAAGACAAAAAAUAAAGACCAAAAAUCACUUACAGACCGUUCGAUGGACUAUGACUUUGAAAAGGGAAUUGGUGCUAAAAAGAUGGCAUAUUCAGAGUUGGUUGUGGCAACCAACAAUUUUACAGAGGAGCUUGGACGGGGAGGAUUCGGCGCUGUAUAUAAAGGAUAUUUGAGGGAUAUGGAUUCCUAUAUUGCAGUUAAGAGGGUAUCAAAAGACUCUAACCAAGGAGUAAAGGAAUACGCAUCUGAAGUUAAGAUCAUUAGCCAACUGAGACACAGAAAUUUGGUGAAACUCAUUGGCUGGUGCCAUGAAAACGGAGAGCUAUUGCUUGUUUAUGAGUUCAUACCAAAUGGUACUCUUGAAUCACAUCUUUUUGAUGAGCAGCACUUCUUACCAUGGGAGAAGAGAUACAAAAUCUCCAUAGACACAGCCUCUGCAAUACAGUACUUACACGAACAAUGUGAACCAUGUGUCCUACAUAGGGAUAUAAAAUCGAGCAACAUUAUGUUGGACUUGAAUCUAGAAGCUAAGCUCGGAGAUUUUGGGUUGGCUCGUCUUGUCGACCGUAAAAAAGGCUCAAAAACUACGGCGUGGGCAGGGACUUUUGGAUACCUGGAUCCUGAAUGUGUUACAACAGGUAAAGCCAGAAAAGAAUCAGACAUCUUUAGCUUGGGAGUUCUUGCUUUGGAGAUUGCUUGUGCAAGAAAACCCAUCGAGCAGCAGGCAGAUGGAAGAUGGGUUCACAUGGUAGAAUGGCUUUGGGAGUUCUACCAAAAUAGAAGGAUUCUCGAUGCUGCUGACAGUAAGUUACAAGGAAACUUCGAUGCACAACAAAUGGAACGGUUGAUGAUAGUUGGUCUCUGGUGUGCUCACCCAAACUCUGCCUCUAGACCGUCAAUAGCGAAAGCUCUUGCUUUUCUUAAUUUCGAUGCUCAAUUGCCUACUCUCCCCCUAACAAUGCCACAAUUGCAAUCUCCUCCUCCAAGGUCUAUACUUUCAGUCAUAUUCUCCUACGUUACUGCAACCUUCGGAAGAGGUCAAAGCAGAAAUACAGACCAUGAUCAAUCCACCCAGUUUGCAACCUCUUCAGCCUCACUUGUCCCAAACGCUUCUUGA
This is a messenger RNA of Tripterygium wilfordii, 2301 nucleotides long. RefSeq names its product L-type lectin-domain containing receptor kinase IX.1-like. Gene Ontology annotation, molecular function: ATP binding; carbohydrate binding; protein kinase activity. The transcript is spliced from 2 exons. Gene Ontology annotation, biological process: protein phosphorylation. Gene Ontology annotation, cellular component: plasma membrane. NCBI's taxonomy places the organism in Eukaryota, Viridiplantae, Streptophyta, Magnoliopsida, Celastrales, Celastraceae. Bases 298 to 2301 code for a protein of 667 amino acids. The record is from RefSeq and is a predicted model, not a curated record.